This is a messenger RNA of Etheostoma spectabile (orangethroat darter), 513 nucleotides long. RefSeq names its product transmembrane protein 258 (gene tmem258). Lineage: Eukaryota; Metazoa; Chordata; Actinopteri; Perciformes; Percidae. The transcript is spliced from 4 exons. Gene Ontology annotation, cellular component: oligosaccharyltransferase complex. The coding region runs from base 128 to 367 and encodes 79 amino acids. The record is from RefSeq and is a predicted model, not a curated record.
GAUUACAAAACCCCAAAGCAAACGUCAACUGUACGUCACGAAAGAAACCAGGAAGUGAUAGUCAGUGGUACGUGGCCUUAUCAUCUUGGAUCGCACAAAUUAAACAGCAGCUCCGGUUCAUUGCAAAAUGGAGCUCGAGGCUAUGACCAGAUACACCAGCCCGGUGAACCCGGCUGUGUUCCCACACCUCACUGUCGUCCUGCUGGCCAUCGGCAUGUUCUUCACUGCCUGGUUCUUCGUCUAUGAGGUGACAUCAACUAAAUACACCCGGGACGUCUACAAAGAGCUGCUGAUCUCCCUCGUGGCUUCACUUUUCAUGGGCUUCGGUGUGCUGUUCUUAUUACUCUGGGUUGGCAUCUAUGUAUGAAGUUUUGGGUGACUGACUUAAAAGAAUAUUACACAUUCCAGGAGGACAUGAAACACAACACGGACUGGAUUUAAUUGGACUGCACUGACAACAUUUUGGGAUCAUAUGGACUCUGGUUUUCUUGUCACAAGUAAAGGGGAUUUGUA